AGAUCGGAAUGCUAUCUGCGUUGCCAUUGGUCAGAUCGGUCUCUUGAUUUUUAAGUGGAUCAAACAUGGCCGCCCCCAUCCGGCUCCUUGCUCGUUUAGCAGCGCCUCAUUGGACCUGCAUCAGGACCAACUACACAGCAACCAGGCCAAAUCUUAUGAUCAAUGCCAAUACCAAAGUAAUUUGUCAAGGAUUCACUGGAAAGCAGGGAACUUUCCACAGUCAGCAAGCAAUCGAGUAUGGCACCAACAUGGUCGGCGGCGUUUCGCCCGGCAAAGGUGGAAAGACGCACCUCAACUUGCCAGUUUUCAACAGUGUCAAAGAGGCCAAGGACUCAACUGGAGCUGAUGCCACCGUAAUUUAUGUUCCUCCACCUGGAGCUGCGAAAGCGAUCGAGGAAGCAAUCGACUCCGAAAUUCCGCUAAUCGUCUGCAUCACAGAAGGUAUCCCCCAGCAAGAUAUGGUCAGGGUGAAGCACAAGUUGAUCAGGCAAGGCAAAAGCCGUCUCAUCGGCCCCAACUGCCCUGGCAUCAUUGCACCUGAACAAUGCAAAAUUGGAAUCAUGCCUGGACACAUUCAUCAGAGGGGUUGCAUUGGAAUUGUUUCCAGGUCAGGCACCCUCACCUAUGAGGCUGUGCACCAAACAACCCAAGUUGGUCUCGGCCAGACUUUGUGUGUCGGAAUUGGCGGCGAUCCAUUCAACGGAACCGACUUCAUCGACUGCCUAGAAGUGUUCCUUGCCGACCCUGAAACUAAGGGUAUCGUUCUUAUUGGAGAAAUUGGUGGUGUUGCCGAGGAAAGCGCGGCAGAUUAUUUGAUGAAGAACAACUCUGGUCCGAAUGCAAAGCCUGUCGUUUCUUUCAUUGCUGGACUCACGGCCCCUCCUGGUCGCAGGAUGGGACACGCAGGUGCUAUCAUUUCCGGUGGAAAGGGUGGUGCACAAGACAAGAUUGAUGCCCUUGAGAAGGCUGGUGUGCUGGUUACAAAGAGUCCUGCCCAAAUGGGCAACGUCCUCUUAAAAGAAAUGAAGCGAAGAGGCAUACAAUAGAAAAGCUCUCCCCGUCAACCAUUUCUGUAAAAUCGCUGAACUUCAACUUGCCAUUUCAUCCGCUGAAAUGUUUUUUGUUCACUUCGGAGAUGAGAUGGCACCAGGUUGUAAUUUAGCUAGAGGGAAAUACUUAAGUUGCUGUAAAAACUUGCACGGGUUGAAAUUUUGGCAACUGAAUAAUAUUAUUUAAGUAUGGAUUUGUUUAAAGAACCAUUAUUUCCCACUUUAAGAGAAUUUUCCUCCAGCUUAUUUUUACAACCAACUCGAAUGUGCUUCAAAAACACGCAACAGCUAUUUCCCAUUUUAACACAAUAUCGACAAACACAAACUAUCGCGCGUAAGUCUCAUGGUAAGCCCUAAAAUAACAUGUAGUGUUUGGUCAAUGUUAUCAUCUUAACCACUCGGAUUAUUUACUCUCAAUACCUUCCCAACCUUGUUGUGUCUCAGCAUAAAAAGAAAGGAAAUGGCAUUAUAAAAGACUUUGUUACUACACUUGGAAAUGAAUGAAAACUGCAAAUAAAAUCAAGCAGAAAUUAUUGUUAAUGUAAAGAA
Neocloeon triangulifer is the source of this 1598-nucleotide messenger RNA. It is a transcript of the gene Scsalpha1, whose product is annotated as succinate--CoA ligase [ADP/GDP-forming] subunit alpha, mitochondrial. Gene Ontology annotation, cellular component: mitochondrion; succinate-CoA ligase complex (ADP-forming). Gene Ontology annotation, molecular function: succinate-CoA ligase (GDP-forming) activity; succinate-CoA ligase (ADP-forming) activity. The coding region runs from base 66 to 1046 and encodes 326 amino acids. The transcript has 7 exons. Gene Ontology annotation, biological process: tricarboxylic acid cycle. The record is from RefSeq and is a predicted model, not a curated record. NCBI's taxonomy places the organism in Eukaryota, Metazoa, Arthropoda, Insecta, Ephemeroptera, Baetidae.